This is a messenger RNA of Marasmius oreades (fairy-ring Marasmius), 1018 nucleotides long. RefSeq lists its product as uncharacterized. Bases 165 to 890 code for a protein of 241 amino acids. Lineage: Eukaryota; Fungi; Basidiomycota; Agaricomycetes; Agaricales; Marasmiaceae. The record is from RefSeq and is a predicted model, not a curated record. The transcript is spliced from 5 exons.
AAGGAACCACUCUUGGCCUUUGCAUUCAACCUCGACCGGGUUCUACUUCUCAUAGUCGCCCUUCCAGCCUCACGGAUACCCUUCAAGACUUCUCAAGGAUAAUUAGAUAUUCACGAAAAAUAACAACGACGUGAAUUGGAGUAAUAGAAGUUGACUAACAACUAAUGACUUCCUCAACGCUGGUUGCAAUAUCUAAUUAUUUCCGUCCGACGCGUGGAGAGGCUCUGGUUCGCGUUCGCGUCAACGCUUUAUGUUUGUUGAGCAUUUGCAUCGCGACAUACCUGCUUCCACUUCCAUCUAUACCGUCAUCUAUACUCGCUGUGACAUCAAAUAGCCAUGGAGAUGGCGACGUUCCGUUAGGUUGGUGGACGUGGGGAAUAUCUUUGUUUGAGGUUAUCAUCACCGCAUUGUGUUCGUACAACAUAGUGGAAGGACUAUACGCUAUCAAGUAUCCAAGGGCACCUAUACCCCCCGCUCAUUUGUCGCCACUGAAGCAAAAACAAGGCUUGGUCAUGUCGCCUUCGCCUACGAAACGACCGAGUAGCAUCAUCUCCCCCAACGCAACUCCGUCCAAAAUCUUUACCACCACUCCUUCGAAAUCACUUUCUUUCUCCACAGGAUCCGUUGGACAAUCAACCCCAGGAAAAUACAUGGCUUCUCCUUGGACUACCCCUUCGCGGAUAGUGCGCUAUAACAUGCCUCCUCAGCCAUCUUCUACCACCUCGGCGGCUACUAACGCUUCGUCUACUUCGACCAUGCCUCCGACUCCCAGUCCGGUAGUUGCUGCGUACCGAGGCAAACAGGCUUCGAUGUCAGCAGGACGUCCAAUUGAUGGUCUCUAUCUGAGCCAGUUGGCAGGUCGUGAGGAAGAUGAAGAAGAAGAGGAUUAGCGGUUGGGAGGGAAGAUAUCAACCAGUCGAGAUUUUUUUUUCAAUGACCGUCAAGGAGUUCUCGUUCAAGAUGCUAUUGUAUUAUUAUGCUGCAAUUCAUAUUGUGGUUCUAUUCCUUUCCCGUUUCA